This is a messenger RNA of Plasmopara halstedii, 177 nucleotides long. RefSeq lists its product as uncharacterized. The coding region runs from base 1 to 177 and encodes 58 amino acids. The record is from RefSeq and is a predicted model, not a curated record. The transcript has 2 exons. Lineage: Eukaryota; Oomycota; Peronosporomycetes; Peronosporales; Peronosporaceae.
AUGAACCGCCGCUACCUUGCCAAACAACAUGGGAAUCGGGCCAAACUCGCGAAGAAUUUCAACAAUACAGCUGGCUACCUCGGCAGCGAUGUGCGGGUGCGGCACCUCACGAAAAGCAAGCAGAAAGUUCUCAAAGCCCCAACCACUAGACACGGAAUGGAUUGUGACCGCGAGUAA